Messenger RNA from Echinops telfairi (small Madagascar hedgehog), 987 nucleotides. RefSeq names its product acyl-CoA wax alcohol acyltransferase 1 (gene AWAT1). Gene Ontology annotation, molecular function: long-chain-alcohol O-fatty-acyltransferase activity. Lineage: Eukaryota; Metazoa; Chordata; Mammalia; Afrosoricida; Tenrecidae. Gene Ontology annotation, biological process: lipid metabolic process. The record is from RefSeq and is a predicted model, not a curated record. The coding region runs from base 1 to 987 and encodes 328 amino acids. Gene Ontology annotation, cellular component: endoplasmic reticulum membrane. The transcript has 7 exons.
AUGCCUUGCUCCAAGCAGCCUAAUCAUUUCCAGAGCCUGAUGCUUCUGCAGUGGCCCUUGAGCUACCUUACCAUAUUUUGGAUCUUUCAGCCAUUGUUCAUUUACCUGCUGUUUACGUCCUUGUGGCCACUACCAGCCCUUUAUUUUGCCUGGUUGUUCCUGGACUGGAAGACUCCUGAACAAGGUGGUAGGCGUUCAACUUGGGUAAGAAACUGGCGUGUCUGGACCCACUUGAGGGACUAUUUUCCCAUCACAAUCCUGAAGACUAAAGACCUGCCACCUGAGCACAACUACGUCAUGGGGGUGCACCCCCAUGGCAUCCUGACCUUUGGUGCCUUCUGCAACUUCUGCACUGAGGCCACAGGUUUCUCGAAGAUCUUCCCAGGCAUCACUCCUCACUUGGCUACACUGUCUUGGUUCUUCAAGAUUCCCUUUGUUAGGGAAUACCUCAUGGCCAAAGGUGUGUGCUCUGUGAGUCAACCAACCAUUGACUACCUGUUGAGCCAUGGCCCUGGCAACCUCGUGGGCAUUGUAGUGGGAGGUGUGGGAGAAGCCCUGCAAAGUGUUCCCAACACCACCAACCUCAUUCUCCAGAAGCAUAAAGGAUUUGUGCGCACAGCUCUCCAGCACGGGGCACAUCUGGUUCCUACCUUCACUUUUGGAGAGACCGAGGUAUAUGAACAGGUGAUAUUCCCUGAAAACAGCUGGAUGAGCAAGUUUCAGAGCUACUUUCGGUGUUGUCUAGGUUUCUAUUUUUGUGUCUUCUAUGGACAAGGAUUCAGCCAAGGCACCAUUGGACUUAUGCCAUACCGUUUGCCUAUCGUUACUGUGGUUGGGGAGCCUCUGCCCCUGCCCCAUAUUGAAAAGCCAAGCCAGGAGAUAGUGGAUAAAUACCAUGCACUCUAUAUGGACGCCUUGUACAAAUUGUUUGAGCAGCAUAAGGUCCAGUAUGGUUCCUCAAAGACACAAGAUCUGGCCUUCCUGUGA